Messenger RNA from Ostrinia furnacalis (Asian corn borer), 2980 nucleotides. RefSeq names its product unconventional myosin-IXb-like dachs (gene dachs). Gene Ontology annotation, cellular component: cytoplasm; actin cytoskeleton; myosin complex. Gene Ontology annotation, biological process: actin filament organization. NCBI's taxonomy places the organism in Eukaryota, Metazoa, Arthropoda, Insecta, Lepidoptera, Crambidae. The record is from RefSeq and is a predicted model, not a curated record. Gene Ontology annotation, molecular function: cytoskeletal motor activity; ATP binding; actin filament binding.
CGCGCGCGCGAGUGCUCGCCGAAUCGCCCGGAGCGGCGCGGCCGCAGACUGUGAUGCGAGCGCGGCGCCCGCCAUGGCCACGCUCGGCCUCUCCAAGGUGUUCAUCCUCGACAAGUACUUCACCGAGCUGCAGAAGUUCUGGGAGACGGAGAAAAAGCUGCAAGGUGGCAGACGAGCAGAUGGAUCACCUGAUGACGCGUCAUCGUCGAACGAGGCGGUGCACCUGCAGCGACGGCUGCUGAGCCUCAGCUCGGAGCUGGUGACGCUCCGCAACCACCUGCACGUGGGCGCGGGCGCGGCAGCGGGAGCGGCAGCGGCAGCGGGCGCGGGCGCGGGCAAGGCGCAGCCCGCCGUGCCGCCGCGCGCGCCGCACCCGCCGCCCGCGCACCUCGCGCCGCCCGCCGCGCACCCGCACCCUCCGCCGCCCGAAGCGCGAUGGCGCGGGAGCGGCGGCUGCGGCGGCGGGGGCGCGGGCGCCGACGUCGACGACCUCAUCCACCUGCGCGGGCCGCUCACCGAGGACGCGGUCGUGCGCGCCCUGCAGGCUAGAUUUUAUCACAACAAAUUUUACACGAUGAUCGGGCCGAUCCUGGUGGCGGUGAACCCGUACACGGACGCGAGCAACUCGCUGACGCUGGCGGCGGCGCGCGCGCAGCGGCCCGAGCUGGCGCGCCUCGUGCACGACGCCGUGCGCCACCAGGCCGACACCGGCUACCCGCAGGCCAUCAUCCUCUCAGGCGUUUCGGGUUCCGGGAAGACGUACGCGUCGAUGGUGCUGCUGCGGCGGCUGUUCGACGUGGCGGGCGGCGGGCCCGAGACCGACGCCUUCAAGCACCUGGCCGCCGCCUUCACCGUGCUGCGCUCGCUCGGCGCCGCCGCCACCGCCGCCAACUCGCACUCCAGCCGCAUCGGUCACUUCAUCGAAGUGCAAGUGACGGACGGCGCGCUGUACCGCACCAAGAUCCACUGCUACUUCCUGGACCAGACGCGCGUCGUGCGGCCGCCGCCCGGCGAGCGCAACUACCACAUCUUCUACCAGAUGCUGGCCGGCCUGGCGCCCGACGAGCGCGCCCGCCUGCACCUGGACGGCUACGCGGCGCAGGACCUGCGCUACCUGGCCGCGCCGCAGCACCGCCGGCCCGAGCCCGAGGACGCCGCGCGCUUCCAGGCCUGGAAGACCUGCCUCGGCGUGCUCGGCAUCCCCUUCCUCGACGUCGUGCGCGUGCUGGCCGCCGUGCUGCUGCUCGGCAACGUGGGCUUCGCCGAGGGCGGCGCCGGCGCCGAGCCCGCCGGCGAGGCCGAGCUGGCCGCCGCCGGCGCGCUGCUGGGCGUGCCCGCGCCGGCGCUGCUGCGCGGCCUCACCACGCGCGCCGCGCCCUCAACGCGCGCCGCGCCCCGCGCGCCCGUCGCCGCGCCCGCCACCGCGCCCGCCGCCGCCGCCGCGCGCGACGCGCUGGCCAAGGCGCUGUACUGCCGCACCGUGGCCACCAUCGUGCGCCGCGCCAACUCGCUCAAGCGCGGCUCCACGCUGGGCACGCUCAGCUCGGACUCCAACGAGUCCGUGCACCACCCCGAGCGCCGCGCCGCCGGGCGCUCGCGGGCCGGCGCGCGCUCCAUGGCCGCGCUCAACGACGCCGUGCGCCACGCCACCGACGGCUUCGUGGGCAUCCUGGACAUGUUCGGCUUCGAGGACGCGGCGCCGUCGCGCCUGGAGCACCUGUGCGCCAACCUGUGCGCCGAGACCAUGCAGCACUUCUACAACACGCACGUGUUCAAGUCGGCGGCCGAGUCGUGCCGCGAGGAGGGCGUGCAGUGCGCGCUGGAGGUGGACUACGUGGACAACGUGCCGUGCAUCGACCUGGUGUCGUCGCUGCGCGGCGGGCUGCUGGCGGCGCUGGACGCCGAGUGCGCCGCGCGCGGCGAGCCCGAGCAGUACGUGGCGCGCAUCAAGGCCGCUCACAGGGGCCACCCGCGGCUGGCGGAGGCGCGGCCGCCGCACGCGCGGCGCUUCGCCGUGCGGCACUACGCGGGCGAGGUGGUGUACGACGCGGCCGAGUUCCUGGACGCCAACCGCGACGCCGUGCCCGACGAGCUGCUGGCCGCCUUCGACACGCGCACGUGCGAGUUCGGCUUCGCCACGCACCUGUUCGGCGCCGAGCUGAAGGCGCUGGCGGCGCACGGCGGGCCGGCCGGCGCCGCCUUCCGCGCCUCGCCCACCGCCGCCGCCGCCGCCGCGCCCGCCUCCACGCUCACGCAGGACUUCCACACGCGCCUCGACAACCUGCUGCGCACGCUGGUGCACGCGCGCCCGCACUUCGUGCGCUGCCUGCGCGCCAACGCCACCGAGACGCCCAUGCUGUUCGAGCGCCACACCGUCGCCAAGCAGGUGCGCGCGCUGCAGGUGCUGGAGACGGCGCAGCUGAUGGCGAGCGGCUACCCGCACCGCAUGCGCUUCCGCGCCUUCGGCGCCCGCUACCGCGCGCUGUACGGCCGGCGCGCCGCCGAGCGCGAGUGCGCCGACGCCUGCGCGCGCGUGCUGCGCUCCGUGGCCGCCGCCGCCGCGCCGCCCGCGCCCGCCUCGCCCGCCGCCGUGCGCUGGGCGCUGGGCAAGCGCCACGUGUUCCUCAGCGAGGGCAUGCGGCAGGUGCUGGAGCGCGUGCGGCGCGCGCGGCCAGGCGCGCCCGCGCGCCCGCGGCCCGCGCCCAUCGCCGGCACGCCGCCGCCCGAGCCGGCCGACGAGCGCGACCCGGCCGUGGUCGAGAAGACGUGCUCGCUGUUCGGCCUCGACCUGGAGCGGCCGCCGCCGCUGCCGCCGUCGCGCGCCUACACGGUGGCGGGCGGCGUGAAGCUGGGCUACCCGCAGCAGCGCGCGCUGGCGGCGGACUGGGAGGAGGCGGGCGUGCGGCUGCGCGCCGGCGACGCCGUGCUGGCCGUGGGCGCCGCGCGCCGCGGGCUGGUGGCCGUGCAGGUACGGGCCUAA